Molecule: messenger RNA, 1893 nt
Organism: Truncatella angustata
Lineage: Eukaryota; Fungi; Ascomycota; Sordariomycetes; Amphisphaeriales; Sporocadaceae
Exons: 2
Coding region: 194-1621 (475 amino acids)
Source: RefSeq, a predicted model, not a curated record
AUUAAAUAUAUCUAGUAACCUUUCGUAAGGUUUUUAAGUGUGAUGUCCUUUUAUAUUUACGGUGACAUGAUGUAAGCGUUGCUGGUGAUGGUGUAACAUCCCAAUGUGUCUCAUUGAUGAACUAUAUUGUCGGCGGCAGACAAGGAAUAGAGCAGGAGAAUUUCACUGUUUACACACAAUGUAAGCUAACUCGAUGAUCCCUUAUUGUCACAUAGGGCAGCAAAAAGUACUAUCAUCAACCAUUACUCGACAUCAUUCACAGACAUCACACACAAUGGAUGACCAAUUCCAGAGCCGUACAGAUGACGAUCUCUUCGCUGACGACUUCGAGCCCGUCGAGCAGACAUACGUAGACUCAACGCCUGUCCCGGCUCCUGCUCCUGCUCCUGCUCCUGCACCGGCUCCUGCUUCUAUUCCAGCUGUAGCUCCUGAAUCCGAAGCCGCUCCCGUGCCGACGCCACAAGCACAAGCACAAGCUCAAGCACAAACACAAGCAGAACCUGCGCCAAAGCCAAAGCAGCACACACCCGCACCGCGCAACAAGCCAAGCGGCGCCCUGUCUCAGUCGCGACACAAUACCCACAAGGCCCCUCAACAGUCCAAGCACACGCACCAAUCCAGACCCGCUCAAGAGCCAAAACCCGCCCAAGAGCACAAGCCCACAGCUCCUGCGACAGGUACGACAAAGGCAGCCGAAUCAACACCAGCGCCGCCCGCCUCCAACGAUGAGCAGUCCGAGUCAGCGGCAGCCGAUACAGCGCCGCCCCCCGACGCGCCCACCGGCCCCUCAGCAGGCUCAUCUCAUACCGCCAACGCAGCAGCAGGUGCAGGCGGACCGAACCGGUAUCUAAGCGGCGCGAAUCCACGGACCAAGCUCUCGGACGCACAGCUGGAACAGAAGAUGGCAGCCAUGAAGCUCGCCAACGCGGAGCGGACACGCAAGUUCGAGCAAGCGGCGCAGGACGAGAAGUCCCACGAGCUGGCGCUCCAGAAGGGUGCCGAGGAGGCCCGGAAGCGCAAGGCUGAGGAGGCGGAGCGCAGGCGGCGCAACGAUGAGGACCGCAAGAAGCUCGACGAGGAGCGCCAGCGCAACCGCGAGCGCAAGCUCAAGGCCAUGGGCAGCUGGGACCAAGAGAAGAGUGCCCUGCAGCAGGAGGAGCAGGCUGAGAAGAGGGCUUUCAGGAGUGCGCAUGGAGGUGUGAGGGGUGAGCGCAGGGGAGGGCUUGGUGGGAGCCGGUUUGCGGAGCAGGAGGCCGGCGACCGCGAUGAGACUUCUGACGCCGGCGUGAGGGAGUUUGGCGCUGGCGAGUUCCGCGGUCGCGGAAGGGGCGGUCGCGGACGUGGCGGUGCUGGCGGUGCACAUGCGAGAGGCGGUCGGGGAGGUGGUCGCGGAGGUUUUAACGGCGAGACGGAGCGCAAUGGCAACACGGCUUCGAAACCCACGAAUACUGCCCCACCCAAGCCUGAAGACUUCCCGGCGCUGCCUCCCCAGUCUAUCAAGAUGCCCGAGGACAAAGGUCCUGCCAUCAAACAGAGCGAUCUCCCCAUUCUAUCGCCGCUGGUGGGCAAAUGGGACGACGAGAUGGCCGCCAUGGACGACGCCCCUGAACAGAAAUCAUAGCGAAGACGGUUGUAUCGCUUGAUGUCUUAUGAUCAACAGCAAUCAUGAUACCGUAGUGAUUCAGCAUCUAUAGCAUCUGAUAUAUCAAAAAACAGAGAUACCAGUCAAAUUUAAUUGUACUGAUGUUCCACCAUUGCACGAAAACCCGAGGCCAUGUAAUUCACCAACUUGGAUUCCCUUGCGUUAGGUUGUGGAAUCCUCAAAAUCGGUCGCUGCGCUUAUUUCUACCUACAACAAAUCUAAGCCCAGCUCUUUUUUCCUUCUGUUUGACC